AUUCAAAACUUUUCUCAACCCCACUUGAAUGAUGACUAAGGAUGAAACCUUCAUAGGAAGGGAAAUUUUGAUAGCACUUGAAAAAAGCUGUGUUUUACUAAUAGGAGAAAUGUGGGGUAGCCCUUCUUAAAAGAAACUCCAAGCGUUUGUAAAUUGUACAUCAAAAUUAAAUGCUAUGUCCUCCAAGCAAGAUCUGGCUUUUAUGGGAUUUAAGCUUGCUUCCAUUCUUGUACUACCUUUUCUACCAAAUCUUUUGUCGGUCGAUGGAUUAGGGAGUUGAUUAGAAUCUGAUUCAGCUGUGUUUUGGCCUAAAUUUUCCUCAGUUAAUGCAUAAUCACAGGUUGAAAAGUAUCAGUCAAAAUUUCAAUGAAAACCAGACAACAGAGCUUCCACUAAGAUCUUCUAUUGCUUUAGCGCGUGCAAUUUCACAUCUUUGGCUUCCUUUUUUUGUUCUUCCCUUUUUAUCUUUUUGUGGGGCUCAUCAAAAAAAGCAAUCUUGCCAAGAAGUUAGAAGGAUAGAGAGAUGAGGGAAAAUACCAUCUUCACUCCACCGGCGACUGUAGUUUUGGAGUUGUCUUUAUAUUGGUUUUGUAGCGGUUGAUAAGAAGACAAAUUCUCAGCUUCUCCUAAAGCCAACUACUUGAGCAUCUCUACCCAUUUAUUCCUCGUAAAGUUGCCAAAGCUCUUCAGAAGAGUUAUGAAGCGUUGGGGUUUCGCUCUGUUAUUGGUCAUUUUCAUCCAUGGCGCUGCAGGAGAUGGUUUUGUCAGAACUGGAGGAGUUCGUUUUCUGUUAAAUGGUAGCCCUUACUAUGCAAAUGGCUUCAAUGCCUACUGGUUGAUGUACGUUGCCUCCGAUCCGUCUCAGAGGUCGAAAAUCUCCGCCGUGUUCCGUGAAGCCUCGAGCCACGGCCUCACGGUUGCAAGAACUUGGGCUUUCAGUGAUGGCGGAUACAGACCUCUUCAGUACUCUCCCGGCUCCUACAAUGAACAAAUAUUUCAGGGGUUGGAUUUUGUUGUAGCUGAGGCCAGAAGGUUCGGAAUCAAGCUGAUAUUGAGCUUAGUUAACAACUAUGAAAACUUUGGAGGGAAAAAACAGUAUGUAAAUUGGGCAAGAAGCAAGGGGCAAUACCUGAACUCUGAUGAUGAUUUCUUCAGAAACUCUGUUGUGAAGGGAUUCUACAAAAAUCAUAUCAGGACCAUUCUAAACAGAUAUAACAGCUUCACCAGAAUCCAUUACAAGGACGAUCCAACAAUAAUGGCCUGGGAGCUUAUGAAUGAGCCCAGAUGCACAUCAGACCCAUCCGGAAGGACAAUUCAGGCUUGGAUCAUGGAAAUGGCUUCCUUUGUGAAGUCCAUUGAUAGGAACCACUUGCUGGAAGCUGGUUUAGAAGGAUUCUAUGGACAUUCCUCACCUCAGAGAAUGAGACUCAACAACCCAGGUUUUAACAUUGGGACAGACUUCAUUGCAAACAACAGGAUUCCUGGCAUUGAUUUUGCUACUCUUCAUUCCUAUCCUGAUCAGUGGUUAUCAAGCUCAAAUGAUCAAUACCAGCUUUCGUUCUUGAACAAUUGGAUUUCCACCCACAUCCAGGAUGCAGAAUUGAUUCUUCACAAGCCAAUUCUGCUGACGGAAUUUGGGAAGUCAUGGAAGGUUCCGGGUUUCAGCACGUACGAGAGGGACCUUAUAUUCAACACCGUAUACUACAAGAUAUACUCAUCGGCGAGACGGGGAGGCGCCGCCGCCGGAGGCCUCUUCUGGCAGCUGCUGACCGAAGGCAUGGAUUCCUUCCGCGACGGAUACGAAAUAAUCCUGAGCCAAAACCCUUCAACGGCGAACGUGAUUGCCCAACAAUCCCGCAGACUCUAUCAAAUCAGAAGGAUUUUCGCCAGAAUGAGAAACAUCGAGAGGUGGAAGAGGGCAAGAGCAGCAAGAGGCAAACGCAUCGGAAAUUGAAAAAAAUAGAGGAUCUGAGCAAGGGUUUCUCUCUUCGAGAUAAAUCGUCUUUUCGUCCAAGAGGAAAGCUGAAAUUUUUGGUUUGGAUUUCGGAAGUUUUAUAGCUAUAAUUCACGAAUGAGAAAGAAACUUAAACGUAAAAUGAGUUUGCUCCAUUUCAAGACUGCCAAUUUCACACACUUUCUUUGCUGCUUUGUGACUUUGUGUUUCAAAUUAUGAGUGCUUUAAUGAAAGAAUAUUUUAAAUGUUGUUUGAUUUUUA
Momordica charantia (bitter melon) is the source of this 2215-nucleotide messenger RNA. RefSeq names its product Glycosyl hydrolase superfamily protein (gene MAN7). Gene Ontology annotation, molecular function: mannan endo-1,4-beta-mannosidase activity. The record is from RefSeq and is a predicted model, not a curated record. Lineage: Eukaryota; Viridiplantae; Streptophyta; Magnoliopsida; Cucurbitales; Cucurbitaceae. Gene Ontology annotation, biological process: polysaccharide catabolic process.